AUGGCGAGGCGAGAGCGAGAUGUGGAUUUUUUCUUCAAGUACUUGGUAGACGAGCAUGGCCAUCUGAAGGGACUGUUCUGGGCUGAUAGUCAAUCGCGACUUGACUACGAGGCUUUCGGAGACGUCAUUGUUUUCGAUAGCACAUACAGAACCAACAAAUACAAUCUGCCAUUCGUGCCGUUUGUCGGGUUGAAUCACCACCGGAGCACUGUCAUUUUUGGCUGUGGUAUAAUUUCUUAUGAAACAAGCCAGGCAUACGAGUGGAUGUUGCGGACCUUUUCUGAUUGCAUGGCACAGAAGCAUCCGAUAUCUGUGAUCACAGAUGGGGACCUUGCAAUGCAGAGAGCAAUCAGGGUGGUCUGGCCAGACUCAAACCAUAGACUAUGUAUAUGGCACAUUCAGCAGAACAUUGUACGCCAUCUGCAUGAUGACGACGUAAAGGAGGAAUUCAGAUCUUUCAUUUAUGAUAUUUCUUCCAUUGAAGAGCAUGAGAUAGAAUGGAUAUACUUCUUACAACGGAAUAAAGUAACCAGUGAGGAGUCUUGGCUGCAUCAGAUGUAUCAAAUGAGAAAGUUGUGGUGUGCUCCAUAUCUUGAGGGGCGUUGUUUCCUAGGAUUGAGCAGCAAUCAGAGGAGUGAGAGCUUGAACUCUGUGCUACAUACGCAUCUUGAGGGUAAGAUGUCGUUGUUUGAAAUGCUAGAGCACUAUGAGCGUUGCCUUGCGUCGCGACGGAUUAAUGAAGCUCUCCAUGACGUCGAAGCCUUGCAGUCCGUUCCAUUUACAGAGGAAAAUGCUUCGCCGCUUGAGAAACACGCCGCAACAGUUUUCACACCUAGUGUCUUUAAGAUGGUCUUAUGGAGCAUAGAUGCUGUCAGCAAAUGUCAGAUCAGAGAGAUACUAGAUGGAUCAGAAGAUUCCACUUAUAUUGUGUCCAAGCAGGAAAGAAUGGAUAAAAAGUUUGGAGUGUGCAUUGAAGAGCAAGGAGGUCUUUUGCACAGG
Aegilops tauschii subsp. strangulata is the source of this 999-nucleotide messenger RNA. The record is from RefSeq and is a predicted model, not a curated record. NCBI's taxonomy places the organism in Eukaryota, Viridiplantae, Streptophyta, Magnoliopsida, Poales, Poaceae.